Meleagris gallopavo (turkey) is the source of this 5315-nucleotide messenger RNA. RefSeq names its product villin like (gene VILL). Gene Ontology annotation, molecular function: phosphatidylinositol-4,5-bisphosphate binding; actin filament binding. NCBI's taxonomy places the organism in Eukaryota, Metazoa, Chordata, Aves, Galliformes, Phasianidae. The record is from RefSeq and is a predicted model, not a curated record. Gene Ontology annotation, cellular component: cytoplasm; actin cytoskeleton. Gene Ontology annotation, biological process: actin filament severing; barbed-end actin filament capping; actin polymerization or depolymerization.
UGUUUGAUGCAAACAGUUGGUUGAAACUCUCUCAUACUGACUCCCUCUUUGUCCCUUGGUGAGCAUAGAAAUGGGUGUGAGCAGCAGUAGGAGUGUCUGCAGUUAAGUAGAGGAUUGAAUUACCGAGCACUGCUGUUCCCUAGCUGACAAGGUAGCAGAACAGCAAACAAAAGUGCCUUGAAAAGAGCUCGCCAAAGAGAAGAGAAAGUGCUGGGAUCGCCAAGGAGGGAGAAUUGCAAGGACGCCGGGCGCUUUCCAACAAGCUCAGAGUUCAGGAUGGCAGAUGGUGACACAAAUCUUCCCACUAUUGAGAGAAGGCUGGGUCUGCAGAUAUGGAGCAUAGAGAACAUGAAGAUGGUUCCUGUACCUGAAAAAGCCUAUGGGACUUUUUUUGAAGGGGACUGCUAUGUAAUUCUGCAUAGCAAAAGAACCUCUCGUGGCACCGCUGUGGAUUUGCAUUACUGGAUUGGGAAGGAUUCUUCUCAGGAUGAGCAAGGUGCUGCAGCCAUGUAUGUCACCCAGCUGGACGCUGCGCUCAGGGGAAGCCCUGUGCAGCACCGGGAGGUGCAGGGACACGAGUCGGAGACCUUCCAGAGCUAUUUCCGCAACGGCAUUAUUUACAAGAAGGGAGGAGUGGCCUCAGGAUUUAAGCAUGUGGAGACCAAUAUGUACAACAUCAAGCGUCUUCUUCAUGUCAAAGGGAAGAAGCACGUGUCAGCCACAGAGGUAGCACUUUCCUGGGAUAGUUUCAAUAAGGGCGAUGUGUUCCUGCUGGACCUUGGGAAAGUGCUGAUCCAGUGGAAUGGGCCCAACUGCAGCAUUGCUGAGAAAUCCAGGGGCCUCGCACUGGCUCGUAGCAUCAGGGACAGCGAAAGAGGCGGCCGCGCUCAAAUCGGCAUCAUUGACAACGAGAAGGACUCCCCAGACCUCCUCAAGAUCAUGAAGAUGGUGCUUGGUGAGAGGCAUGGGGAGCUCCGAGACGCCAUCCCGGACACGAAAGCAGAUGAGCUGCAGAAAGCAAACGUCCGGCUCUAUCAUGUCUACGAGAAGGACAACGACCUCGUGGUGCAGGAGAUAGCCACUCGGCCCCUGACGCAGGACCUGCUCCAGCAUGAGGACUGCUACAUUUUAGACCAAGGUGGCUUUAAGAUUUACGUCUGGAGAGGAAAAGCCUCCAACCAGGAGGAGAAGAAAGCAGCCUUCACUCGAGCUGUGGGUUUUAUCCAAGCCAAAGGCUAUUCUUCUUCCACCAACAUUGAAGUGAUCAAUGAUGGUGCAGAGUCAGCUAUGUUCAAACAGCUCUUCCAGAGAUGGACGGAAAAGGAUGAAACGCAGGGGCUGGGCAAAGUCUAUACCGUUGGCAAAACUGCCAAGGUGGAGCAGGUGAAGUUUGACACCACUCAGCUCCAUGCAAGACCAGAGUUGGCUGCUGAGCAGAGGAUGGUGGAUGAUGCCUCUGGGGACGUAGAGGUGUGGAGAAUUGAGGACCUGCAAAUGCAGCCAGUGGAUCCCAAGACAUAUGGGCAGUUCUAUGGAGGUGAUUGCUACCUGGUCCUGUACACCUACCUCAGAUCUGGCCGGCCUCACUAUGUCCUCUACAUGUGGCAGGGUCGCCAUGCCUCUGUGGACGAAAUCACUGCCUGUGCCCUCAAUGCUAUCGAGCUGGACAAAAAGCAUGGGGAUGAGGCUGUGCAGGUGCGCGUGACAAUGGGCAAGGAGCCAGCACACUUCCUGGCAAUCUUCAAGGGCAAGCUGAUCAUUUACGAGGGUGGCACAAGCCGGGCCCAGAAAUGCAACCCCGAGCGAGCAGUCCGCCUCUUCCAGGUGAGAGGCACAAAUGAGAUGAACACCAAGGCCACAGAGGUGCCAGCCAGAGCCUCCUCUCUCAACUCCAAUGAUGUCUUCCUGCUAGCAACCAACCAAGUCUGCUACCUGUGGUGUGGGAAGGGCUGCAGCGGAGAUGAGAGGGAGAUGGCAAAGAUGGUGGCUGACAUUGUCUCCAGAAGGGACAAGCACACCAUUUUGGAGGGACAGGAGCCAGCAGAGUUUUGGGAAGCCCUGGGAGGCAAAGCCCCUUAUGCCAGUGAAAAGAGGUUUCAAGAGCAGAUCACACACUACCAACCUCGCCUCUUCGAGUGCUCCAACCAGACGGGUCGUUUCAUCAUGACAGAGGUGGUGGAUUUCUGCCAGGAAGACUUGGAUGAAGACGAUGUCAUGUUACUAGACACUUGGGAAGAGAUUUUCCUCUGGAUUGGCAAAGCCUCCAACACAUAUGAGAAGAAUGAGGCAGUUGCCUCAGCUAAGGAGUAUCUCAAGACCCAUCCAGCAGGGAGAGACUUGGCAACUCCAAUCAUACUGGUGAAGCAGGGCUGUGAGCCCCUCAACUUCACAGGGUGGUUCAACGCUUGGGACCCCUACAAAUGGAGUGAUGGCAAAUCAUAUGAGGAGAUGAAGAACAGCUUAGGAGAUGUGUCAGCUCUAUCUGAGAUCACAGUGGACCUGAACAACAUCAGCCUGAGCAAAAGAACCCUCAGCAUGACCAAUCUGACUAGUUCAAGCACAUCAAGUGUUUCCCCAGAGUACAAAUCUCACUUCAACCACAAUGACGGCAGCAGCUACGCCAACAGCAGCUCCAAUGGCAGCCCUUUCACAGUGCCCAAUGACCAGGGAGUUUACUCCCGAGAGGUGCUGAUGAACAAGACUGUGGAUGAACUUCCAGAAGGAGUGGAUCCCACUAAAAAAGAGUACUAUCUCUCUGAUGCUGAUUUCCACGAGAUCUUUGGGAAGUCCAAACACGAGUUCUACCAGAUGCCCAAAUGGAAACAGCAGAAUGAGAAGAAGCAGUGUGGACUCUUCUGAGACCGCAGGGGCCACCUGGCAUCCAACAACUUUGGGACCAACCCUUCUCUUAGGAGAUGAAGGGAAGAAGCACAGACAUUGGCUCAACAAACCCAAUCCAACAUCUCAAUCAGGCCAAGUUCCAAUGCAGUUAUUCCAGCAGCCUAUAUUCAGGGAAUGGCAAAAUGUUUUGCAGGAAUGGCUUUCCAUGAAGUUUUUGCUUCUUUCAGACACUUUAUUGCUGAUAGCUGUGAAGACAAGUGGUCAAAACUGCAUUGUAGCCUCUUCUUUCUUCACCCUUUUGCAGUUUGCCACAUCUGCAAGAUUGCAAUCCUCCUCCAUUUGUAAAAGUUAAGAUUUAGGUAAGACAGUGGCAACUUGCAGCUGUUACGUGAAUUCUGGAUGGGGUAAGAAGGGGAAAGCCCUGGGGGGAAGGACAGAGUGCCUUGGAGUCAGGGGAAGGGAAUGGAAUAGCCAGAUGUGUGCUGGGGUAGCCCAUGGAGUGCAACUGGCCAGUUAAGAACCUUCUCAUCCUGCAGAAAAGCUAAUGCACACAUCCAAUGAGAAUCAAUUGUAGCUUAAUAUGCAUAGCCUAAUACAGGUAAAACAACUAAGAACCUAGGUUGGGGGGAAAGAUGCUCAUACAUAUGUAGACUAUUUAUUAGCUGUUCUAUUUCAAAAAGAUGAUGAGAUUUGGGGCUAGAUGCAGCUGUUGAUUUUGACUGCCCAACAAAACUCUGCAUCUCCAAUCUCACCUGGCCUUGCUGAGCUUGACUGGGUGUGGGUAAGUAUGAGUGCACCUGCCCACAGAGCAGAGCCUUGAUGAAGCCAGGAGGGCUUGGAGGAUGAUAACCUGAGGCAGGAUGUGUCCCAGUGGAGAGCUCCAUCCCUGUGAUGUCCAUGAGCUGAGGGUGCUGGUUCCACAUUGAGCUCAAUCAGAUUGGAGAGGGAAAUAGGAGUAAGAGGGAUGAAGGGAUGCAACUGUAUAAGAAAAGAGGAAAAACCUAUGUUUAAAAAACCAAAAGAUGUGGUUUUAAAGCUUUACUCCAUUUCCAGCCUGAUUGAUGAUUCCAAAUAAACAGCCAACAGCAGCAUUGGAGAUGUCUUUGAUCAGUGUGUGGAAUAGGAUGGUGGUAGAGAAAAGCACUGCAGAACCAUUGCUAUUUCUUUCAUGGAAUUUAAAACAGUUUUUAGGAGAAAAGAACAAACACCACAAUCAUAGAAGCAUAGAGUUGUUUGAGUUGGAAGGGGCCCUUAAAGGCCAUCUGCUCCAAUUCCCCUGCAAUGAAGAGGGACACCCACAGCUCCAUCAGGUGCACAGAGCCGCAUCCAGCCUCACCUUAGGUGUCUCCAAAAAUGUGGCAUCCACAACCUCUCUAGGCAAUCUGUGCCAGUGCCUCACCAACGGUACUCCCCAUCAUGUGGGUUCUGCUCCUGAAGGUCCUAUGGGAGAUGAGGAGCUGCUGACAGCUGGUGGUCAAGGAGCUCUCAUGCAGCACUCAGGACCACACUGCAAUGCUGAAGCAUCACCAUCGGGUCAGGCUGGAGGCAGGGACCUCCAGUUGGUGGGAUAUUGGGGACAGAUCUUUGUGUUUGAGAAUUGGCAGUUACCUUACAUCAGCUGCAACACCAUCAUUACUUCCAUGAUCCAGCCAGCACCGUGGCCCAUUUCUGCUCAAGGGUCCAGCCCAACACCCCUUACAUGCAGGUAGGAGUCAAGCAGCGACACAAAUGUCUCAUCACCUGUGUGAUUCUCCCACUGUGAUCAUGAUAGAUACAACCACUGCACCUUUUUCCUGCUCCAACCACUAUCAGCACAGCUGGAAGCAGCAAUUUAUGUACAAUAUUUAUAGCACCCUGCUGUGGUGUGCUGUUGCCAGCUCCCACAUUAAUGAAUUGCAUGUGCCACUUCAUAAUGUGCCCAGAGAGCUGCGGGUGCCCCAUCCCUGGAGAUGCUCAAGGCCAGGCUGGAUGGGACCCUGGGAAGCCUGAACUGGUGGGGGGCAACCAGCCCACGGCAGAGGAGUUGGAGCUCUAUGAUCUUUACAAAUGAUUCUAUGAUAAAAUGCAGCAAUUCCACCUAUCGCCUUGCCUACGGGCCUAACGAACAUCACAUAAUUGAAUGGAGAGCAGCAGGAAUCCAGCCAGAUGAAGGAGAUGAGGCCAGUUUGUUCCAUGUUGCUUUGGUUCCUGCUUUUACCAGAAACACAGAAUAUCCCAAGUUGGAAGGGACCCCCAAGGACCUCAGCUGCCCCUCACAGCCCUUGCCCUCAGACUCUAUAUCACUCUAGGACUCCCAGAUCUGCCUCAGAGGCCUGUGCUGCUCACGAACUCUUUCAGUCACUGGCAAUUAAUUCCAUUUCAGACUUUUGGGUGUGGAUAUAAUUCACAUUUAAUCUGGCAAUGGUUUACAACAUCACAGAUUAUUAUAGUGAGGAGGAAAAAUCAGUUUGUCCAACAAUUACAGCAUAACAAAC